AAUCAGAAAUCGUUUGAUUCUCGGGAGAGGAAGACCCUUCCACAUUUGGUCUUAACUCGGAGUGUGAGGGUGUGGUUCUCGUAGGCCAUUACUUUGGGUGUAUGUUGCAGGCUGUGUAGUGCAGGCACAGCGGAGUCUUAAUCCCCAUCAUUGGCAGGCUGGAUCCAGGCAGCACAGGCCAGGUAAAGCCACCACAUCUGCCCUCAUCUCACCAGGCACGACUGUUCCAAAGAACUGGACGAGCUGGGCUCGUACUUCAUCCUUGAACUCAGAGUUCGUGACUUGUGAUUCAUCGUAGCAAUCUUGUGGCUCUCAGCCCCAUCAUUUCGUCCGCGAAUCUGGACUGGCUUUCCGUUGAGAGUUCGCUCGCUUUACUUCGCGUCGUCGAAGCCACCGCAGCUCGCUCUUAGACGACUAUAUUCAUCGGACCAACGAUAGUCAUUGACGAUGUCGAAGGGGUCCUUAUUCUGAACUAUAUAAAUUAUAACCAGAUUAGAUAUACUACGGUCCAGUUUGUUGUAGGUCCAAGGUUGUAGAAGACAGUGGUGCAUGUGGAGGUCAGGGCAAGGAGGCUUUACUGCGUGUACGCCUGUACGUGCCAGUGCUGUGUGCAUCAGGACUACAUUGCGCUGCGUAAACUGUCUGCAUAUGGUAAGUUUGUAACUAAACCUGUGGAGUGGCCUACAGUAUGGAGAGAGACAAGUUCAUUGCACAAGGAGAGAAGUUUGGUUUAGAGGGUGAUAAAUUGAGAGCAUAUGUUGAUGGAUGUGUGCGAGAAGCUAGAGAUGAAAGAGCAGCAGCAAGGAAUGCUGAGAUUGAAGCUAGGAAUGCCGAGAUUGAAGCUAGGAAGGCAGAAUCUUAUAUAAUAGCUCAACAGGAUGAAGCUAGGAAAAAAGAAUCAGAGUUAUUAGAUAAACGGAUUAAACUUGAAGAGUUAAGGAAAAAUAAUGGGACAGAAAAUGUUUCACGUGCAGGGCAUUCACAUAAGCCUAGUAUUCCGCCCCUCCCCUCCCUAGCUGAUCAAUUCAAUGAAGCCCAUGCAGAUAUUAGAAUAAGGAGAAUGAAUAAAGCCCAUCAGUCCAGUUCUAAAAAUGUAAAUCCUAAUGUGAAUAAGAGUAAUAACAAUGCAAUUAGUCACACUAAGUCUGAAAAACCAGGUAAGUCCAAAUUUGAUGACAAGAAGUGUUUCAAUUGUAAUAAAUUUGGACAUAUCUCUUUUAAUUGUCCAAACAAGAAAGGUCGUCGAGAGAUGGGAGCCAGUGUUGUCGCAGGCAGGUCAGCAGAAGACACAUCAGCUGGAGAUGAUGCUGCAGCAGGACCUACCGACACUAGAGAGAUGGCCGGACACUUCAACCACAAGAGUUUGAGUCUAAUCGUGCAGGAGAAUCUCACUGAAGAUGGAAGCGGAGUGAAGUUGGCAUCUGGUGACACUCUACCGGUACUAUCGGCAGUGGCGAGUGGAUCAGAAGUGGAGAUGCCAGUCGUCGAUGGAUUGGUGAAUGGGAAGCCCGUGGAUGUUCUUCGCGACAGUGGUUGCACAACAGUCAUCGUCCGAUAUGAGUUGGUGCGUGAAGAGCAGUUCUUUGGAGAUAGGCUGACGUGUUUGCUCGUCGACCGGACGCUGAGAAACUUCCGACGUGCCAAAAUCGACAUAGAUACUCCAUACUUCAAGGGUAAGGUAGAAGCUCUAUGUGUACCAACCCCUGUUUAUGAUCUUGUAUUAGGUAAUAUUCCUGGAGCGAGGCAACCAGCUGAUCCAGACGGAGACUGGACGCCAGGAGAUCAUCAAGGCAGUGCAGUGGAGACAAGAGGGCAGAAGCGGCAGGCGGGACGGACAAGGCCUCCUCUUCCUGUACCCAAGCCACUAGAAGACAUUGUGUCAGUGGAUAAUCUCAUCCAGGCCCAGAAGGAAGACAGCUCGUUGGAUGCCUCUAGGAAAGCCGCUGAGAAAGGAGAAAAGAAGAUAAGGGUGGAAAUUCAUCUUGCUUUUUCUUUAAGAAGGAUGUACUCUAUAGGGAAUACAUGGAUGCAACCCCAGGGUCAGAUGUUCUGUUACAAGUUGUCGUGCCCACCAAGUUCAGAAAUCAAGUCUUAAAACUGGCUCAUGAGUCGAUUCUAGGUGGCCAUCUAGGGAAUAAGAAGACCUGUGAAAAGAUCUUGAUGCAUUUCUUCUGGCCAGGUAUGCAUGCAGAUGUAGUCCGGUAUUGUCGGUCAUGUGGGCCAUGUCAACGUACUUCGCCGAAGGGAAAGGUCACGAAGGUACCUCUGGGAUCAACCCCUCUCAUCGAUGAACCUUUCAGACGUGUGGCGAUGGACUUGGUUGGACCGAUAGAGCCGGCUAGUAGUAAAGGUAACCGAUUCAUACUAACUGUUGUAGAUUAUGCUACUCGUUACCCAGAAGCAGUAGCGCUUCGCCGUAUUGACGCACAGACGGUUGCGGAGGCACUGAUGGACAUCUACUCCAGGGUAGGGAUACCACGAGAGGUGUUGACAGACCGUGGCAGCCAAUUCACAUCAGAGCUGAUGAAGGAAGUGAGUCGUCUACUCUCCAUCCGGCAGAUGACUACUACACCCUAUCAUCCUGCUUGCAAUGGGCUAGUUGAACGCUUCAAUGGUACCUUGAAGUCCAUGCUCCGCAAAAUGUGUGAAGAAAGACCCAAGGAUUGGGAAAGGUAUCUUAACCCCCUCUUGUUUGCUUACAGAGAUUCAGUGCAGGAGAGCACAGGCUUCUCACCCUUUGAACUCCUGUAUGGGAGAGCAGUUCGAGGCCCUCUUGCUAUUCUUCAAGAGCUCUGGACGGGUGAGGUUGACGAGCCAGAUACCAAG
Messenger RNA from Lytechinus variegatus (green sea urchin), 2826 nucleotides. RefSeq lists its product as uncharacterized. The coding region runs from base 689 to 2095 and encodes 468 amino acids. The record is from RefSeq and is a predicted model, not a curated record. The transcript is spliced from 2 exons. Lineage: Eukaryota; Metazoa; Echinodermata; Echinoidea; Temnopleuroida; Toxopneustidae. Gene Ontology annotation, molecular function: zinc ion binding; nucleic acid binding.